GCAGCAUGGCCAUGAGUGACUCUAGUGUCAUAGUCAAGGAUCGUUUCUACCUGAACGUGUGAUGUUGUGUAGAUGUGGCUGUCAGUCCUGAGCGACGAGCAGGGUGUGUAGACGCAGCACUGAGGGUUCAGAAUCUUGGACAGGUCUGGGCCAGCCACCUGGCUUUGGUGAGCAGAUCGCAUCCCCAGCAGGAAAAUGAGUGACGAGACAGUCCCCGAGGCCACUUCUCCGCCACCUCCCACCCAGGGGCAGCACUACUUUGACCGCUUCUCUGAGGACGACCCUGAGUACCUGCGCCUUCGCAACCGCGCGGCCGACCUCCGGCAGGACUUCAACUUGAUGGAACAGAAGAAGCGUGUCACCAUGAUCCUGCAGAGCCCAUCUUUCAGGGAGGAACUGGAAGGCCUCAUCCAGGAGCAAAUGAAGAAGGGCAACAACUCCUCCAACAUCUGGGCCCUGCGGCAGAUUGCAGACUUCAUGGCCAGCACCUCCCACACAGUCUUCCCAACAUCUUCCAUGAACUUCUCCAUGAUGACGCCCAUCAACGAUCUCCACACUGCUGACUCCCUGAAUCUGGCCAAAGGAGAGAGGCUCAUGCGGUGCAAGAUCAGCAGUGUUUACCGGCUCUUGGACCUCUAUGGCUGGGCCCAGCUGAGCGAUACCUAUGUCACGUUGAGAGUCAGCAAGGAGCAGGACCACUUCCUAAUCAGCCCUAAGGGUGUUUCCUGCAGUGAAGUCACAGCCUCCAGCCUGAUCAAGGUGAACAUCCUGGGAGAGGUGGUGGAAAAGGGCAGCAGCUGCUUCCCAGUGGACGCCACGGGCUUCUGCCUUCACUCAGCCAUCUAUGCAGCCAGGCCCGACGUGCGCUGUGUCAUCCACCUGCACACACCAGCCACGGCAGCGGUGUCAGCCAUGAAGUGUGGCCUCCUGCCUGUCUCCCACAAUGCCCUGCUGGUGGGGGACAUGGCCUAUUAUGACUUCAAUGGGGAAAUGGAGCAGGAAGCCGAUCGCAUCAACCUGCAGAAGUGCCUUGGACCCACCUGCAAGAUCCUGGUGCUAAGAAACCAUGGUGUGGUUGCUCUUGGCGACUCCGUGGAGGAGGCGUUUUAUAAGGUCUUCCACCUGCAGGCUGCAUGUGAGAUACAGGUGUCGGCUCUGUCCAGUGCAGGAGGAGUGGAGAACCUUAUCCUCCUGGAGCAGGAGAAACACCGGCCCCAUGAGGUGGGCUCUGUGCAGUGGGCUGGGAGUACCUUCGGGCCUAUGCAGAAGAGCCGGCUGGGUGAGCAUGAGUUCGAGGCCCUCAUGAGGAUGCUGGAUAACUUGGGCUAUAGAACAGGCUACACAUACCGCCAUCCCUUUGUCCAAGAGAAAGCCAAACACAAAAGUGAAGUGGAAAUCCCAGCCACAGUCACAGCCUUUGUAUUUGAAGAGGAUGGUGCCCCAGUCCCUGCUCUGCGUCAACAUGCCCAGAAGCAGCAGAAGGAGAAGACUCGUUGGCUCAACACACCCAACACCUACCUGCGGGUCAAUGUGGCUGAUGAGGUCCAGAGGAACAUGGGCAGUCCCAGGCCCAAGACCACAUGGAUGAAAGCUGAUGAGGUAGAGAAAUCCAGCAGUGGCAUGCCAAUACGGAUUGAAAACCCAAACCAAUUUGUGCCUCUCUACACCGACCCUCAAGAAGUGCUGGACAUGAGGAACAAGAUUCGAGAGCAAAACCGACAAGAUGUGAAGUCAGCAGGGCCGCAGUCCCAGCUCCUGGCAAGCGUCAUUGCUGAGAAGAGCCGAAGCCCGUCUACAGAGAGCCAGCUGAUGUCCAAGGGUGAUGCAGAUACCAAAGAUGAUUCAGAGGAGACGGUGCCCAACCCCUUCAGCCAACUCACUGACCAGGAGCUGGAGGAGUACAAGAAAGAGGUGGAGAGGAAGAAACUAGAACUGGAAGGAGAGAAGGAUACUGCCACAGAAGAGGCUGGCUCACCUGUAAAAUCUACACCUGCUUCUCCAGUGCAGAGUCCAACAAAGGCAGAGACGAAGAGCCCUGCAAUUUCUCCUACCAAAUCUGUAGAGGAAGAUGCCAAACCGAUAGAAACAAGCAAAGCUACUACAGAACCUGAAACAGCCCAGCCAGAAGGGGUGGUGGUAAACGGGAGGGAGGAAGAGCAGACCGCAGAGGAGAUCCUCAGCAAAGGCCUCAGCCAGAUGACCACCAACGCCGACACGGAUGUGGAUACCUCCAAGGACAAAACCGAGUCGGUCACCAGCGGUCCCAUGUCCCCAGAGGGCUCGCCUUCCAAGUCUCCCUCAAAGAAGAAAAAGAAAUUCCGAACCCCCUCCUUCCUGAAAAAGAGCAAAAAGAAGGAGAAAGUGGAGUCCUGAUGGGUGGCACCGUGACUCCCCUGUGCCUCCUCUCCCGCCUCCCCUUUCCUUUUCCCAACUCUGUCCCUGAAGCACAGGGCCAAGGAGGGAUAGAAUAGGACCCAGGAUUAUACUCAGAGGGGGACCUUAAAGAUCACCACACCAACCCCUCAUCUUACCGUUACCCCAGGGAAAUCAGGUGACUUAUACAAGGUCAUUCAGCUGGUUAGUGGCAGAGCCUGCAGUAAGCCUGCACUAGAGUUCUGGCCCCCUGACUCCCAGUUCAGUGCUCUUUCUACUGUACAACACUGCCUAGUCAUGGGCCACCUUUGUUAGGGUGUUGCCCUCAAUCUGAGCCCAGGGCAGGAAGGCCAGGAAUGGGCUGUGAACUCUCACAGGCCCAGAUGGAAUCAGAUGGUCAAGGCUUUCCCAGGGGUAAGGUCUGUUUCUUCCCAGGAAACCCAUCUCAUAUGGAGCUGUCUUCACAUUAAGAAGCCUUUCUACUCUUUUUCCAUUUGGGAACCCUGCCCUGCUGCUCCAAGUAAUUAGACAAAUUGACCCAUCCCCUCCCAUAGAAGAAGUUACCCUUUGAUCCCAAGGCUGAUGGCUUAGCUUAUACUUCCCCAGACACUAACCCCAAGCUUUCUUCAUGGAACCUCUUGAAUGAUGGGUGGAAGAACUUGUAAGAGUUGACAGACAUAAGGGCAAGCCAAGUAAGACUGGCGAUUGGGGAUUCUUUAAUUGAUGUAAGAGGCCAGCAACUUGCCCUGUUUGGAUUGUGCAUCUCAAAUACUCCAAAACAAAUACUAAAUUAGUAUAAGAAAAAGUUGUCACAUGCUCAGGGCAGAAAUUUUGGAAUGUUUAAACCCAUUGGCAUUGAAUCAUACAAAGAUGCAAGUAGCAUUGGAAAUGCUCUGUCUGUCUAGCUUUGCAUGCUAUAUGGAGCAGUAUGCCUACAUCCAUUCUAUGGUCAAUCGCCUCCCCUACAACCCUACCUUUGAACCCAGGAGCACUUGCCCUCUGACCAGAACUAGCAUCUUAAUCUUGGCAUCUUGAGCUUGGCUUCUUUAGGAUUCCAACUCUGAGUCACUUGGGUUCAGCAGAGGGAGAAUCAGAAAUGUGUUCAGGAUUAACCCUCGUGAAUCAGCUCUCAGAGAAAUAGUUGGGUGUCCUCAGCUCUGUCACUUUGUCCAUCCUGGGGCCUGGGCAUACUAUUUCUCCAUCUUCUUCCAUUGGGGCACUGAUUAAUGAACAUUUCUGGCUCCAAGACAAUCCAUUCUCUUGAAAGACAGUGUCUUCAAAGAAUAUAUCUCCUUUUUAUCCUAAUUAUUGUUAAAAUGUUUUUGAAAGCUCUUCAUCAUAGUUUUCCAUUCUAAGAACUAUCUGUAGACACUGCACAUAUACCUACAAACCCCCAUCAUAAUCCUGUGAGAUGGGUAAAGUUAUUCCUGUUUUUUGAUGAGGAAGCUGAACUCACCCCCUAACCCCAAAAAUCAUUGACUUGCUCAGAGAGAGCGGGAGUCUAGAUUUGAACCCAGGUUCUGAGCCCUGAGUUCUUGCUCUUAACAGCUAUGGUAGAUGGACAGUUUUAAGGGUGAUUGUUUUAGUCCCUGAGCCAUUUCUGUGACUGGUCUCUACUGGGCAUACAAGUGUUUGCCU
This is a messenger RNA of Dipodomys spectabilis (banner-tailed kangaroo rat), 4011 nucleotides long. RefSeq names its product adducin 2 (gene Add2). Gene Ontology annotation, molecular function: actin filament binding. The record is from RefSeq and is a predicted model, not a curated record. The coding region runs from base 196 to 2373 and encodes 725 amino acids. The transcript is spliced from 16 exons. Gene Ontology annotation, cellular component: cytoskeleton; postsynaptic density; plasma membrane. Lineage: Eukaryota; Metazoa; Chordata; Mammalia; Rodentia; Heteromyidae. Gene Ontology annotation, biological process: barbed-end actin filament capping.